AUGGAUACACAGAAAUACCUCUCAUUAACUUUCACUUUAAGCCUCUUGAAAAUCACUGCCAAAGUAGGAAUAAGCAAACCACACCCCUCAGAUCAUCACCAGACAAUCACAGCCAAAGUAGGAAUAAGCAAACCACACCCCUCAGAUCAUCACCAGACAAUCACAGCCAAAGUAGGAAUAAGCAAACCACACCCCUCAGAUCAUCACCAGACAAUCACAGCCAAAGUAGGAAUAAGCAAACCACACCCCUCAGAUCAUCACCAGACAAUCACAGCCAAAGUAGGAAUAAGCAAACCACACCCCUCAGAUCAUCACCAGACAAUCACAGCCAAAGUAGGAAUAAGCAAACCACACCCCUCAGAUCAUCACCAGAGAAUCACAGCCAAAGUAGGAAUAAGCAAACCACACCCCUCAGAUCAUCACCAGACAAUCACAGCCAAAGUAGGAAUAAGCAAACCACACCCCUCAGAUCAUCACCAGACAAUCACAGCCAAAGUAGGAAUAAGCAAACCACACCCCUCAGAUCAUCACCAGACAAUCACAGCCAAAGUAGGAAUAAUCAAACCACACCCCUCAGAUCAUCACCAGACAAUCACAGCCAAAGUAGGAAUAAGCAAACCACACCCCUCAGAUCAUCACCAGACAAUCACAGCCAAAGUAGGAAUAAGCAAACCACACCCCUCAGAUCGUCACCAGACAAUCACAGCCAAACCACACACCCUCAGAUCAUCACCAGACAAUCACAGCCAAAGUAGGAAACCACACCCCUCAGCAAAGACAAUCACAGCCAAACCAAAGUCAUCACACCCCUCAGAGACAAUCACAGCCAAAGUAGGAAUAAGCAAACCACACCCCUCAGAUCAUCACCAGACAAUCACAGCCAAAGUAGGAAUAAGCAAACCACACCCCUCAGAUCUUCACCAGACAAUCACAGCCAAAGUAGGAAUAAGCAAACCACACCCCUCAGAUCAUCACCAGACAAUCACAGCCAAAGUAGGAAUAAUCAUACCACACCCCUCAGAUCAUCACCAGACAAUCACAGCCAAAGUAGGAAUAAGCAAACCACACCCCUCAGAUCAUCACCAGACAAUCACAGCCAAAGUAGGAAUAAGCAAACCACACCCCUCAGAUCAUCACCAGACAAUCACAGCCAAAGUAGGAAUAAGCAAACCACACCCCUCAGAUCAUCACCAGACAAUCACAGCCAAAGUAGGAAUAAGCAAACCACACCCCUCAGAUCAUCACCAGACAAUCACUGCCAAAGUAGGAAUAAGCAAACCACACCCCUCAGAUCAUCACCAGACAAUCACAGCCAAAGUAGGAAUAAGCAAACCACACCCCUCAGAUCAUCACCAGACAAUCACAGCCAAAGUAGGAAUAAGCAAACCACACCCCUCAGAUCAUCACCAGACAAUCACAGCCAAAGUAGGAAUAAGCAAACCACACCCCUCAGAUCAUCACCAGACAAUCACAGCCAAAGUAGGAAUAAGCAAACCACACCCCUCAGAUCAUCACCAGACAAUCACAGCCAAAGUAGGAAUAAUCAAACCACACCCCUCAGAUCAUCACCAGACAAUCACAGCCAAAGUAGGAAUAAGCAAACCACACCCCUCAGAUCAUCACCAGACAAUCACAGCCAAAGUAGGAAUAAGCAAACCACACCCCUCAGAUCAUCACCAGACAAUCACAGCCAAAGAAGGAAUAAUCAUACCACACCCCUCAGAUCAUCACCAGACAAUCACAGCCAAAGAAGGAAUAAUCAUACCACACUCCUCAGAUCUUCAUUACAGAAUCACUGCUCAAGACUUUGUAUAA
Ylistrum balloti is the source of this 1815-nucleotide messenger RNA. RefSeq names its product cell surface glycoprotein 1-like. Bases 1 to 1815 code for a protein of 604 amino acids. Lineage: Eukaryota; Metazoa; Mollusca; Bivalvia; Pectinida; Pectinidae. The transcript has 3 exons. The record is from RefSeq and is a predicted model, not a curated record.